GCGUUCUAUAGCAGGUUCUCAACGGCGAGCGCUCCCCGUCCGCCGCCUCCGUCGGACUCCUCCCCUCUCCUCUUCUCCCCCGUCUCGCGGCGGCGGCGGUGGUCGUAGGGGAAGGAGCAGGCUCCUCGCUUGAACUCGAUCCCCUCGCUCUCCGGUAAGGUCUACAUUAGCGAGGAUUUGAUUAUUUCCCGUGAGAAUGAAGCGCAUGCAGAGAAUGCCAACGAAGAAGUCCCAUUCAUGGUGGUGGGACAGCCAUAUUAGUCCCAAAAACAACAAAUGGUUAGCUGAUAAUCUAGAAGAGAUGGAUAAGCAAGUUAAAGAGAUGCUUAAGCUCAUCGAGGAUGAAGGAGAUUCUUUUGCAAAGAAGGCUGAAAUGUAUUACCAGAGGCGGCCUUUGCUUGUCACUCAUGUUGAAAAUUUCUAUCGUAUGUACCGUUCUCUCGCUGAGCGUUACGACAAUGUGACUGUGGAAUUACGAAAGAACAUCCCUUCGUCUCUACAAUCACAGGGCUCAGGUAUAUCUGAAUCUGAUUCUGAGGCACAGUCUACUUCCCCAUCUCCUGAGAAAAAAAAGACACCAAAACAGAAGAGUAAAAUAAGAGCAGCUGGCUUUGACGUCUUCCUUGGUUCUGGUGGAAGCUCAGACAUCUCCAAAAAGGGUAGUGAUGGAUCAUCAUCAUCUUCUUCUGAAUCUGAUUCCGAGGUUGAUGAAGUGGGAGAAGAAAAUGGCAAUGGGGUUUCUUAUGCACUGAAUGAACGGAUUAUUGAGCUAGAAGAUGAGCUUCAGGAAGCAAGGGAGAAACUUGAGGCACUUGAGGAAAAGAAUGUGCGCUGUCAAUGUGAAAAACUUGAGGAGAAGUUGCUGGCUUCACAGUCUGAAAUCAACAGCCUUCAGAAGGAUCUUGAAGAAAAAGUCUCUUGUUUGGAGAAUCUCAAAGAAGUUACCAGCGGAAAGGAGGAUUUGGAAGCUGCGGCUCUGGAGAACAAGAACACUAUCAAGGUUUUAGAAGGAGAAAUGGCCUCAGCAGCUGAGCAUUACGAGCACCAACUUUCAUAUCGUGACCUUGAAAUUGAGAAGUGCAAGCAGGAGCUUGAGCAGGUAUCUCAGAAGUAUUCCCAUGAUAAGUCUACUCUUGAGACUGAAAUAAAGAAGCUCCAAGAAGCAGUCAAGAAUCUGGAAGGGGACCUAGUGAAAAUGUCACAAGAGAAAUUACAGCUUGAGGCCCAGGUUAUGGAGCUUGAACAAACAUCUCACAGCCUAAAUGAUUCAUCUGCUGAGAUUACGAAGCUACAAAAACUUAUCAAGGAUCUGCAAGCAAGAUUGGAGAAUGAUUCAAAUGAGAAGAGAGUACUUGAGGAACGUGCUAUCAAGUUUGAGCAAAUUCAUAGGGAGCUCGAGCAUUCAAGGGCUGAAACUGUGGAGCUACAAAAUACAAUCAAGAACCUGAAAGGUGACCUAGAAGGAGCUUUUCAAGAGAAAUCAAAGUUGGAGGGCUGUGUCAAGGAUCUGGAACAGGCAAUUGCUCAUAAUUUGGAGAAAUUCUCGCUUGAAAAGUCCCCUCUUAGUGCUGAGAUCUUACAACUGUCAGAAGCUAAUGCUUCUCUUGAAGGCAAGUUGACAUCCACAGAGGAGCAGCUUAAGCAACUUCAUGCCGAGAAGGGAGAAGCAUCCCUUGAGAGUGAGAAGCUGAUCUCUGAAUUGAGUCAAGAUAUUGACAACCUUAAGACAAAGCUCGAGUUAUUGUCUUCAGAGAAAGCUGCAGUUGAUAACAAGGUGUCUAGUUUGCUGACUGAUCUGACGACUCGCGAUGAAAAGAUAAAUGAGAUGGGCAGCCACUUGCACCAGCUUCACCUGGAGCAUGUCAAGCUGAUCGCAGAGGCAGAUACCGCCCGGCAGUCCGUGUCGGACCUCCGUGCACAGGUGCAUGAGCUCGAGGAAGAGGUUGAGAAGCAGAAGCUUAUGAUAUUCGACAGCGCAGAGGGGAAGCGGGAGGCGAUCAGGCAGCUCUGCUUCUCGCUUGAUCACUACCGUCAUGGGUAUCAGCAGCUCCGGCAGGUUCUGCAGGGCCACAAGAGGCCAAUGGUGAUGGCAACUUGAUCAGUCAGCAGCCUGCUGGAUGCCUAAAGUCAAUCUGUCAAUGCAAUGUAAACUUCCUUUUUCCUCCCCCUUUCUUCAUGUAGCUUGUGCUCCUUAAGGUAAAGAUGUGCUGUUUAGUUACUUCAGCUACUGGUACUGUAUGUGUGUGUUAUGUAAUGAGUUUAUGGAUAAUCAUGGCAUCUCUUUUUUAUUCAAUCUAUUUGUUAAUGCUGUGAGUCGGUGAAAAUGAUUGCUGUGUUGCUCUUUCAAA
Messenger RNA from Brachypodium distachyon (stiff brome), 2348 nucleotides. RefSeq names its product protein NETWORKED 4B. The transcript is spliced from 3 exons. NCBI's taxonomy places the organism in Eukaryota, Viridiplantae, Streptophyta, Magnoliopsida, Poales, Poaceae. Gene Ontology annotation, molecular function: actin binding. Bases 197 to 2098 code for a protein of 633 amino acids. The record is from RefSeq and is a predicted model, not a curated record. Gene Ontology annotation, cellular component: vacuolar membrane.